CACGCAGCUGCUUUAAAGUUACCACAAAAGGCGGCUGAUCCUUCGGACCCAGAACCCUUCUCAGGAAGCAUAUAAUGGCUUCAAAUUAAGUGAAACUCCGUUGUGAAACACUGCAUGCUUCUUGGUCUCCACCUCUUUCUGUUCAACCUCAUCCUAGCUUUAGGGUUUCUUAACUUUUGGAUAGUACCGUGUGGUAAGAUAUAUAUAUAUAUCUGUGAUUGUUUUGGUGGAAAAAGUUUCGUUAGAUUUAGAGAAGGGUGAAGGAAAAAGGAUGGAUAAAAGAAGUGAUCAAACUGAUAAGAUGGAUGAGAUCAUGCUGCCCGGGUUUCGGUUUCAUCCAACUGAUGAAGAACUUGUUGGUUUUUACCUAAAGAGGAAGGUCCAGCAGCGACCUCUCUCCAUUGAACUCAUCAAGCAGCUAGACAUCUACAAAUAUGAUCCAUGGGAUCUCCCAAAGUUGGCAACUACUGGGGAGAAAGAGUGGUACUUCUACUGCCCGAGGGACCGCAAGUACAGAAACAGCGCGAGGCCGAACAGGGUGACCGGAGCCGGGUUUUGGAAAGCCACCGGCACUGACCGGCCGAUCUACUCCUCGGACGGAUCAAAGUGUAUUGGCUUGAAGAAGUCCCUUGUGUUCUACAAAGGUAGAGCCGCUAAGGGCAUCAAAACUGACUGGAUGAUGCACGAGUUUCGGUUACCUUCACUCGCCGACUCAUUCCCACAGAAGAGACUCAUCGAUAAAGCCAUACCUCCAAAUGAUGCAUGGGCAAUUUGCAGGAUCUUCAAGAAAACAAGCUCAAAUACUGCACAAAGAGCCAUCUCCCAUUCUUGUUUCUCCCCACUGCCUGAUCCCACAUUGGAUACAUUCAUCCAAGGCUCUAACAGCAAUCAGUUCACUUCAGAGAACUUGCCAUCAAUGACAAAUAAAUCUAGUUCAUCCGCCCAAUUUAGCUCCAACAGUGCUACUGAUCUUCAACAAUCAUGCAUUACUAGUUUCUCCCCUCUAGAUCUUCCCAUCAGCACCAUGGCCACCAAGCCUCCUCCUUCUCAAGUCUCCAUUUCAAGCGUGGACCUUCCCUCGGUUUACGCGUUUUCGUGCCUCGACACUUCAUCGUCAGGACCCUGCAGAGUGGAUGCACCUCCUAUGUCUAUGGUCUUAACCAUGCCACAAUAUUCCAUAAUGGAAGAUUUCUGCAAGGCCUCUCAUCAUGAAAGCAUAGACCAGCUGAGUGGCUUGCAAGAUCAGCAAUGCCAUGGUGGUUUCUCGAGUGCUAAUGCUUUGGCACAGGAAGUUCAGGCCAGUGUUGGACAUGGGGAAGAAACAAGCUUAAUGAAGCAUCCCAACGGGGCGCAUCUCGAGGACCAGUGGAUGAGCAUAAGAUCUGGGGCUGGGAAUCCCUACAGCUUGCCUUUGAGCAUGCCUGCUGAAUAUUACGGUUUGCUGUGGAGUUCUUCUCCUUGUCCCAGCGAGAUGUCGACUAGCUACUCCACUAACAAGUGCUAUACUUGAAGAAGAAGAAGAAGUUCAAGUUGAUACACAGCUAGCCAUAACCCAAUAUUGUUUUUGUUCUCCCCCAGUUUUUGUCUUCCCAAGUUCUCAGGUUCAAGCUCAUUUUAACUAACACUCUUUAGAUAGGGUGCAAUCAAUUGUAUAAUUUCCUCUAGACCCUUGCAUUUGUUUCCUAACUGAUGAAUGACAAAUCUAGCGGUUAAGAU
Diospyros lotus (date-plum) is the source of this 1716-nucleotide messenger RNA. RefSeq names its product protein FEZ-like. Gene Ontology annotation, molecular function: DNA binding. The transcript has 3 exons. NCBI's taxonomy places the organism in Eukaryota, Viridiplantae, Streptophyta, Magnoliopsida, Ericales, Ebenaceae. The record is from RefSeq and is a predicted model, not a curated record. The coding region runs from base 272 to 1510 and encodes 412 amino acids. Gene Ontology annotation, biological process: regulation of DNA-templated transcription.